Manacus vitellinus (golden-collared manakin) is the source of this 1316-nucleotide messenger RNA. It is a transcript of the gene HBEGF, whose product is annotated as heparin binding EGF like growth factor. The record is from RefSeq and is a predicted model, not a curated record. The transcript has 4 exons. The coding region runs from base 1 to 594 and encodes 197 amino acids. Gene Ontology annotation, molecular function: heparin binding. Gene Ontology annotation, biological process: positive regulation of cell population proliferation; epidermal growth factor receptor signaling pathway; positive regulation of mitotic nuclear division. Lineage: Eukaryota; Metazoa; Chordata; Aves; Passeriformes; Pipridae.
AUGGCCGGCCUCAACGGGAGCCAGGGCAGGACCCUGCAUCUGCCCAGCGCUGGUCUCCCGGCACAAAGGGCAGUGGGAGCCAGGGCUGAGCAAUUGCAGCAGUCCCGGGAUGUGGCUCUGCCUUCCCUCCGGCUGGCACGUGGAGCUGCUCUGACUGCCCUUCUCUCCUUCCCAAAUUGUUUUCCAGUUGCCUUCCUGUCAAAGCCUCAAGGUCUGGUUACUCCCAAGAAGAAAGGGAACGGCAAUAAAAGAAGAAAAGGCAAAGGCCUGGGGAAGAAGAGAGACCCGUGCCUGCGGAAGUACAAGGAUUUCUGUAUUCACGGCGAGUGCAAGUACAUCCGAGAGCUGGGAGCUCCCUCCUGCAUAUGCCAGCCAGGGUAUCACGGAGAGCGCUGCCACGGCCUCUUGCUGCCGGUGGAGCACCCGCCCAGCGCGUACGACCACACCACGGCUCUGGCCGUGGUUGCUGUUGUCCUGUCCUCCCUGUGUCUCGUCAUCAUCGCAGCCCUGCUGAUGCUCAGGUGUCACAAGAGGGGUGGCUACGAUGUAGAAAACGAAGAGAAAAUCAAGCUGGGCAUCACUGUGAAUCACUGAGGAUGCCGGGUGCUGGCGAGGUGAGCCCCUGGCUGGGCAGGGGGCAGCAGUGGGGCUGGUGGACAUCUGGGGGCUCUGCUGUUCAUGCUGGCUGGGACUGCUAUAUGGAUCCCGUGCCAGAGCCAGGCAGGAGUGUUGAAGGCAGCCUAAGCCUGGAGAAGAGCCUGCCUGGAUUUGGGCGGAGAACUUGGGCUGCCCUGUGGGGCUCCAACCCUCUUAUCUCGCCUUCCUGCCCAAGUCCCUGUUCUCUGACUACUUCAUUCCUCCCACCUCCUCCUUUCUAGCCCCCAGUCCCUGCUCUGCCCCAGUGCUCCAUGCUUUGGGGAUGUUUGGCAGUGGGGAAGCUGCUUCUGUUUUGGUUUUUUUUUUCCCACUUGUUCUGCUCCCUCUCUGACCCUCUGAGUCACUUCCCCUCCUUAGAUAUUGCUUCUAUUUAUACAUAUGUGUAAAAAACCCCUUUCCUUUUCACUCCCACUCUGCUUAUUACUUGCAGCAGAGCAAGUAAUGCUCUUGCAGCUGGGCACAGGGGGAUCUUGCUGCCAGCCCAUGCCAUAUUCCUCUGGCUGGCUGGGUGGUGGGUGAGGUGUGUGCUCUACUCCAGGGGUGGCUGCAGGGCUGGGUGCUGAAAAGCUGUCAAACUUCCUCUGGUCUGAUCCAAACCCUGACGUUAGAUGUGGCCAUACAUAUCACAGCUCCUUCUCUUCUUGAAAAAAAAAAAAAAA